CGGCGGGGGGGGAAAGGUGAUCGGAGGCCGGUCAGCAAAUGGAGGGUGGUCGGUCCUGAGAGCCCCUGCCGUCGGCUCGGCGCGGGUCUCCCGUUUCAAAAUAACAAAAAAGGAAAAGGGCCCGAAGCAAAAGUUUGGGCAUCUUGCAUGUAUGCAACGCUUGGAAGAGAGUGUUCAUUGGUGAGACUCUGAAGCUGUGAACAUGGAAACAUUCGGGGCAGAAGAUGAUAUUUCUAUUUUGAAUCAUGAAGAAGCAAGUCCUGAAGCAACACCUUUCAGGUAUAGUCCUAUUGCAGGUUCUUCAGGCGAUGAAUCUGUUGGUUCCCACUUUGCACUUGUCACGGCCUACGAAGAUAUCAAAAAACGAUUAAAGCAAACGGAGACUGAAAAUUCUUUCUUGAAGAAAAAAACUCGGAUGCUGGAAGAAAGGCUUCUUAAUGCUUCUCUUGACAAUGAGAGAAGUUCCUUUGAACAAGAGGGAGUGAAUAAAGCUUACCAGGCUUAUCGGGAAGUCUGUAUCGAAAGGGACAAGAUGAGACAGAGACUGGAGAGCAUGGUCAAGGAACAGAUGGAUUCUGUCCGAAUUCUGAAUGAAGCACUACAGGCUAAAGAAGUAGAAAUUCUUCAGCUAAGAAGUGAAGUUGAAACCCGUCAAGUGAUGGAUGACCUGAACAAAACCCAUAAUUCCUGGGAGUUAGACAAAUCAAGUAAUGAAAUAAAAGUGCAUACCUUGAACCAACAACUGGAAAUUCUUAAACAAGAGUGCACUUUCCUAAGAGAAGAGCUACAAAAUUAUAAGCUGAAGGACCUCAGCCUGGAUGCAUGCGGGUUUAAAAGAGAGGGUCUGAACGAUGAAGAAACAGUGAGAGAAGUUAGUCUGCAGAAACCAUACCAGGAUCUGAAGAGAGAAAUGUCUAACUUACACUUGGUGACAAAAACGCAAGCUGAGCUUCUGCGAAAACUGUUAGCCACACACGGCUCAACAAAGAAUGUUCAAAGCCAAGGUUUGUUACGAGAAAAACUGGAGCUCAGUUCUUCGGGAGCAAAAUAUCAAGUGCUACGUCCUUCAUCAGCAGAUGCUGGUGUGAAAAUUUCCAAAUUAACUACCACUGAUCGCUUCCAGCAAGAUACAGCAACUUAUUGUGACCAAGAGUUCCUUUUACCAUGGGCAAAUUCACGACCCAGUCCUGUCGGCAGCGCUGCCUUUGAAGAAAGUGUCUCUUGUGGAAAGGGCACAAUUGAUGAUAACUCAUGGGUAUUUCCAAACCGACCAGUGGACAGUCCAAGCGAUGCUGCUUUCUGGAAAACUGGAAAUAAUUCUGGCUCUUCAACUGUGAAAAUUCCCGUUGUGAAUAUUUGUGAUCCAUUUUUGUUCCAGAGCUGAGCUGUGUAAAUUGUGAACAUUCAGCUAGAUGGUAAAAUAUUUGUAAAGUAUUUUUAAAAAGCUGAUUUAAAGGGGAUUGGAUUAGCUGGUGAUAAAAGCUUUUAAUUUAUAUCUGAAUUCAGGAAGUAAGUGUGGAUGUUGCUUCAGAAACAUACGGCAAGAAAACCAUCUGUAUAUCAAACAAAUAUAAUUGAAAUAAGUGUUUAUAUUCUGAAGCUUUAAUCGUCACUUGGGCAUGUCUGUGAAUAUGGAAAAUGUAACUGAAAUUCUCAAACUUCGCCUUAAGUAAUAAAGUUCAAAAAUAUAUUAUGAGAUAAACUCAAAUCUCACCUCUUAUUUAUUAAACUGUGUUUGAAGACAUAUAAAUGAAACACAUGCAUUCUCAUUGAAAAUAAAUACUAUUCUGUGACUAAAAAUAUUUUAGUUGAUCAUCCUGCAUUGAAUUUAUUAGUUUAAUUUUGAUUUCUCUAGAAGUAGGAUGUAAUGCUAAAGUUGUACAAGGCAUUGGUAAGGCCAAAUUUGGAAUAUUGUGUGCAGUUCUGGUCACCGAAUUAUAGGAAAGAUAUCAAUAAAUUAGAGAGAGUGCAGAGAUGAUUUACUAGGAUGUUACCUGGGUUUCAGCAAUUAAGUUACAGAGAAAGGUUGAACAAGUUAGGUCUCUAUUCAUUGGAGCGUAGAAGGUUGAGGGGGGAUUUGAUCGAGGUAUUUAAAAUUUUGAGAGGGAUAGAUAGAGUUGACGUGAACAGGCUGUUUCCAUUGAGAGUAGGGGAGAUUCAAACUAGAGGACAUGAUUUGAGAGUUAGGGGGCAGAUGUUUAAGGGAAACACGAGGGGGUAUUUCUUUACUCAAAGAGUGAUAGCUGUGUGGAAUGAGCUUCCUGUAGAAGUAGUAGAGGCCAGUUCAGUUGUGUCAUUUAAGGUAAAAUUGGAUAGGUAUAUGGACAGGAAAGGAGUGGAGGGUUAUGGGCUGAGUGCGGGUAGGUGGGACUAGGUGAGAUUAAGGGUUCGGCACGGACUAGGAGGGCCAAGAUGGCCUGUUUCCGUGCUGUGAUUGUUAUAUGGUUAUAUGGUUAUAAGUGCCUCCAUGCUUUUUUGUAUAUAUGAUUUCUAGAAGAUGCCUCUCCUAACCUCAGUGCCAAACUUGUCCAAAACAUUGGAAAUAGUUGCUUUAAAAAUAAGAUCAAGCAUCUACUGUAGAUUUCUCUAAAAACUGUAUAAUUUGUGUUUACAUUGAGUGUGUAAACAAUGGAAAAUUGUUGUGUAGCCUGUUGGCUUUUCCUGUAUAAUUCCUUCUCUCUUAUGACUUUUGCUAGGAAAGAGAAUGAAUUGCUCCCAUUGACCAUAAAGUUGCUAUUGCUGUUCUGCAGGUUCUCAGGUGAUUGAAGAACCUGCUUUUGGAUCUGCAGGUUUUGCCAAAGUGAUUGGUUGUGGGGGAGGGUAAAGCAGGGAGAGGAGGUGCUCGCUGGGAUUUAUAGUUGGUCGUGUGGGAGAUGGUAUACUCCCUCCUUUCCAACAGUCUUCUCUGUACUCGCAGUGCAUGAAAGGGAUUAUUAGCACCAUCACAAACGUUCCAUCUCCACUUUAAACGGACAUGGAUUCCCCGCAGUCAGCUUUUGAAAACUUUUUAAAUGUUUUUAUUGAGCUACAGCAUGGAAUAGGCCCUUCCAGCCCACUGAGCAAUACCACCUAGAAAUCCCUCCAAUUUAAUUCUAGCCAAUUGCAGGACAAAUUACAAUGACCACUUAACCUACCAACUGGUAGAUCUUUGGAUUGUGGGAAGAAACCAGAGCACCACAUGGUCACACGGAGAACGUAGAAACUCCUUACAGGCAGCGGUAGGAAUUGAACCCGAGUAUCUGGUACUCUAAAACUUAGUGUUAACCACGACGCCACAGUGCAUCCCUACCUUGAACCUUUUGCUUGGUCACUUAGUAAUUUUUCUAUUGUUUGCAUUGAAGAGCCUGAUAAAAGGUGCAAUUGAAUUGCAGCAUCGCUAUCUUAAAACUGCAAUAAGACAUUUUAAAAAAAAACAAAAUGUUUAAAAAAAAACAAAAGGCGGCGAGGGAAGGAGUACAAGCUGAAAGGGGAUAGUGAGAUCAGGAGAAGGGGAAGGUGGUGGCGGGGGAGGGUGGGAUGGAUAGAAGGGUGAAGAGCUAAAGAAGAAGGAUUCUGAAAGAAUCAGAAUUAAAAUCUGGUUUAUUACCACUGACAUAUAGUACUGUGUAAAAGUCUUAAGCACCUAUGUAUAGCUAGGAUGCCUAAGACUUUAACACAGCACUAUAGUAAUUUGAUAUAUUGCACUGUACUGCUGCCAGGAAAAAAUAAAAAUUUCAUGACACGUGAGUAAUGAUUAAUCUGAUUCUGCUAUGGGUCUCUAUUGUGGACUGACAAUGGGAAGGGGGCAGAGAGGGAAGUACCAGAGAGACAUUCUGUAAUGAUCAGUAAACCCAGUGUUUGGAAUCAAAUGACCUUGCCUAGGGUUUCAGGGCUGGAUGUGUCUGCAGCUGUGGCACUCCAUGUCCCUGGCACUCCUCUGCCACCUGUCCCACAUCCCUCCCUCACCAUACCCAACAGCCUUAGCUGCCACCAGAUUUACAAACUCACUGUCUGUUUCACAUUGACAAAUACAGUAUUGUGCAUCCUAGGCUUAGGCAUCCUAGUCGUGUGUGUGUGUAUAUAUUUGCACAGUACUCUAUGUUGUGAAAUUUGUUUCAUGACAGCUGUACAGUUCAAUACACAAAAAGACUAUAAAUUACAAUAAGAAAUAUAAAAAGUAAGUAGUGCAAAGAGAGAAAUAUAGUGGCAUAAUGUUCAUGGACUCUUCAGAAAUGUAAGGGCGUCAUCAGAACUCUGAAAACAUUUGUAGACGUCUCCGACCAGGCCAAAUUUCCACUUUCCAGUAAUUCAAAUAUAACUGCAAAGUCUCAUUGAAAAUUGUUCCUCAUUUUAAUAGUAACGUUCUCCAUUUCAAUGCUUUUGAAUUUUAAUAGUGACUUGUCAUAUUUUGUAAUUACCAUUUUUUGCCCAUUUAUUGUGUUCUAUUGCAAUCAUUUGCAUCAGCUUAGUGCUAUUUACCUCUCAUUAUGCACAAUCUGAGUAAUUAGUGGAAGCAUAAUAUGGCACUGAAGUAAAAUUGAAUUUUAGUUAUGAUCGAAAAUAUUUCCUUAUGCCAGGUGGUAUGGAUAAUCCCUGCUGAUCACUAUUAAAACACUUAGCUAUUUAUGUUUGCAUUGUAGAACAUAAUUAUAUAUGUAUUGUAUAUUGAUUGAAUAAAUGUAUAUUGACCAAAUAUUUUAAACCCUUAUAAUUUAAUGAGGGAAAAUGACUCCCAUUUUCCUGGCUUGUGUCUUUUGUGUAUGUGACAUUGGUGUGGCCUGUAAAUAUACUUUGCUGAUUAAACUCUU
Molecule: messenger RNA, 4787 nt
Organism: Hypanus sabinus (Atlantic stingray)
Lineage: Eukaryota; Metazoa; Chordata; Chondrichthyes; Myliobatiformes; Dasyatidae
Gene: azi2
Product: 5-azacytidine induced 2
Exons: 9
Coding region: 203-1384 (393 amino acids)
Biological process (GO): canonical NF-kappaB signal transduction
Cellular component (GO): cytoplasm
Source: RefSeq, a predicted model, not a curated record